AAAUCAAAACUUAUCAACUGCGGGAGUGCAAACUUUGAACUUGAAUAAAAGUUGAACGGUAAAAGCUAGGAUUCCGUAAAUCAUUGCAUCAUGUAGAGCGUGAAAUAUAGAUAAUCUUACACUGCUAAAACAUUCAUGUGCCCACUCAAGUUUUCUUCAAUUUUAGUUUAAACAAAAAUACAAAUUGACGUUUUGUUAACAAACAUUACUGUAAAUCGUAGAAUAUUUUCCCUUCGUAGAAAACGCGGAUACUUGGCGAUAAGUUUUCAACGAGUUUGUACGAAUAGCCUAGCACACCGAAUUUCUUCGCGUGUGAAAAAAAUGACCGAUAAAAGUACACCAAGACGCAGCUGGUCUCCGACACCGGAGCAUCUGAAAGAAGCCGCGGACCUCAUCGAAAUCGCGGAAUAUGAAGAUGCGAUCGAAAAACGAUGUCAACGAAAGAAGAUGUCCAAUCCUGCACCGGACGCUAGUGUUAUUACUGGAGAUGCAUUAAAAAUAUUUAAUCUAGAAAACCGCCUCCGUGAAAUGGAGACUGCAAAUGACAUGCUGUUUGCUAACCUAGAAGCUUGCGUCCGAGAAAAACACCGUUAUCGAAAAAAAUAUGAGUAUGCAAAAGACGAGUUGAGUAAAUCUGAAACUAUGAAGCUCAGUUAUGAGAAAGUUCUCCGCAUCAUCGGCGUGCGAUUUAAACUCGAGAAUUUCGUGGAUAAAAACUACCCAUUGAGAGAGAACAAAAAAACCGGCGAGAUUGUUUACGGAAAACCUGACUCAUCGUAUUGUGAUGCGCUCAACGAGAUGUUGGUAUCCAAGGAUGAUAGGUUCACUAAAGAUGCAUUCAUCGUAAUGAUCCGGCAACGAUUGAUCGACAAUAAAGUGAAUUCGGCUGUCUUCAUGAAAUUUGCACGUUGGCUCUACAGCCAGUUUAGUGACGAAGCGUGUCACAGAAUGGCACAAUUUUGUCCGCCAUUACCUAAAUUUAAUGACGAUAAAGGAAUAUCGGAAAUGUUAGAAUCGGUUGAAAUUGAUGAAGACGUACCGUCUGUCAUAUGUAUAAAAAUUAUUUUACAACCGCUAGAUUUACCAGCAAUCUCUCCCUAGAUUUAUUAGAUUUUUAGAUAAAAUUUUGUUUUUUUAUUUUGGGAGUGAGUAUUUUUGAACAAAUCUAUCUGCCCAUUUACGAGGUCAAGUCAAUAUUUGAAUGUAAAAUUUCCUUUAAUUGAAUUUAUCUACGUGUUGAUGUGAUAAUUGUAGAAUUGUGAUAUUAGUCUGUAGUUGAAUUUCAACUUCAUUUUUCUCUUCGUACAUAUCUAUCAAGUAUCAAUCUUUCUAAUAACCGUUGAGUAGGUAGGUACUUAGGUAGUUUUUUUUAAAUUAUUCAUUUUCACCUUCUAAAUAAAAAAUGACGUGAAUAUUGAA
Planococcus citri (citrus mealybug) is the source of this 1419-nucleotide messenger RNA. RefSeq lists its product as uncharacterized. The coding region runs from base 322 to 1101 and encodes 259 amino acids. Lineage: Eukaryota; Metazoa; Arthropoda; Insecta; Hemiptera; Pseudococcidae. The record is from RefSeq and is a predicted model, not a curated record. The transcript is spliced from 4 exons.